Messenger RNA from Elephantulus edwardii (Cape elephant shrew), 702 nucleotides. RefSeq names its product BRI3 binding protein (gene BRI3BP). Lineage: Eukaryota; Metazoa; Chordata; Mammalia; Macroscelidea; Macroscelididae. The annotation marks the transcript as partial. The record is from RefSeq and is a predicted model, not a curated record. The transcript has 3 exons. Gene Ontology annotation, cellular component: mitochondrion.
GCUCCGGGGCUGCUGCUGCUGCUCCUGCUGCUGCUCGGACAGCUGGCUCCGGGCGCGCAGGCGGCGCGGGGCCGCAGCGGCGCCGAGAAGAACAGCUACCGGCGCACGGUCAGCACCUUCUCGCAGAGCCUCAGCAGCCUGUUCGGCGAGGACAACGUGCGCGUCGCACAGAAGUUCCUGAGCCGGCUGACUGAGCGGUUUGUGGUGGGAGUGGACAUGCUGAUGGACGUGUUGUGGAAGCUGUGGACAGAGCUCCUGGACGUUCUUGGCCUUGACGUCACGAAUCUGUCUCAGUACUUCAACCCGUCCUCGGUGGCCAGCAGCCCUGCCCGCGCCCUGCUGCUGGUUGGCGUGAUCCUCCUGGCCUACUGGUUCCUGUCGCUGACCCUGGGCUUCGCCUUCGGCGUGCUGCACAUGGUGUUUGGCCGCUUCUUCUGGGUGGUGCGUGUGGUGCUCUUCUCCAUGUCCUGCGUGUACGUCCUGCACAAGUACGAGGGGGAGCCUGAGAACGCCGUGCUGCCCCUGUGCUUCGUGGUGGCCGUGUACUUCAUGACGGGUCCCAUGGGCUUCUUCUACUGGCGGAGUAGCCCUGGGGGCCCCAGCGUGGAGGACAAGCUCGAGCACCUGGAGAACCAGGUCAGACUGCUCAACAUCCGGCUCAACAGGGUGCUGGAGACCCUCGACCGCUCGGGGGACAAGUGA